AUGGAUUUGAAACCUUCAAAACAGAGCGGAAAAUCGUCUCAUGUUCGUCAACGACGACAACGUAUGAUACACAGCUGCCUUUUCCUAUGGGUAGACGGCAGCAUAGAACAAAUAAACGAAGAUUAUGAAAAUACAUUAAAACAAAUACGAACUGUUACUGGUGAUGUCAAUGUUUUUACAGAACGAGAUGCAUGCAUCGACUUUCUUACAGAUGCUCAAGAAGACAUCAAGUCUUUUCUCAUUGUCAAGGAUACUAUGUUUCAACAAAUCAUGCUCCUCAUCAAUGAUAUUCCUCAGUUGGAUGGUGUUUAUGUCUUAAAUGAUACUGAAAUCCUACAUGAACAAUGGGUACAAAAAUGCGACAAAGUCAAGAGCAUUCAUAGCAACAUCGAUGAUCUGUGCCAAAAAUUACAAAUCCGUAGCAAGCAGUCCAAUCAAGACUCAAUUCCUAUGAGUUUUCUCACUGCAAGUGCAAUUACUUCAACGGGUGAUUUAAAUCAGCUGGAACCUACUUUUAUGUACACCCAAAUAUUUAAGGAUAUUCUUCUCGAUAUGGAACAUGGUAAACAAGCCAUCAAACGAUUUACUACUUAUUGUCGACAUAAUGACUGUUUGUCGCCAACAAAUAUUGACCAUUUUGAGAAAGAAUACCAUGCUCAAUCUGCUAUUUGGUGGUAUACUUUCCCAUCCAAUAUCUAUUCAAUACUCAAUUAUGCACUUCGCUCUAUGGAAAGUGAUACUAUUAUUAAUAUGGGUUUCUUCAUCCAUGACCUUCACCAACAAAUCCAACAACUACACCAACAACAGGUUCAUAGUUAUCAUGGCGAACCAUUCAUAGUGUAUCGGGGACAAGGCUUAUCCACAGCAAAUUUUGAAAAACUCAAAAAAACAGAGGCUGGUUUAAUAUCAUUCAAUAGCUUUGUAUCCACGAGUACCAAGCAAGACAUAGCUAUCGGACUUGCGUAUAGUGCGUCAGAAAACGUGGACAUGGUUGGCAUUCUUUUUAUAAUGUUCAUCGAUCCUUAUGUAAAAUCAACACCAUUUGCCUCCAUCAAAGAGAAGAGUUAUUUUAAGGAAGAAGAUGAAAUUCUCUUCUCAAUGCACACGGUGUUCCGAGUACUUGAAAUUAAGCAAAUGCACUAUAAUAAUCAACUUUAUCAAAUUGAAGUACAUUUAACAUCGGACGAGGAUCCACAAUUACGAUUACUUACUGAUCGGAUACGCGAAGAAGUUAGUGGCACUGGAUGGCAGAGAUUGGGUCUCCUAUUGCUUAAAAUCGGUCAAUUUAAUAAAGCUGAAGAGCUUUAUAAUGUAUUACUCGAACAGACACCUAAUGAGGAUGAAAAGCUGUAUUAUUAUAGCCAACUGGGAAUGGUCUAUUUGAACCAAGGUAAUUAUGAAAAGGCAAUUUCGUAUCACAAACAACUACUUGAAACUCGAGAAAAAACUCGGCCUUUAUAUCAUCCUAAUUCAGCUAGUUCAUACAACAACAUCGGUAGUGUGUAUGCGAGCAUGGGGGAGUACUCAAAAGCACUUUCAUUUUAUAAAAAAGCACUUGAAAUUCACGAAAAAACUCUUCCUUCAAAUCAUCCCAAUUUGGCUACUUCAUACAAUAACACAGGUAGUGUGUAUAACCAGAUGGGAGAGUACUCAAAAGCACUUUCAUUUUAUGAAAAAGCACUUGAAAUUCGAGAAAAAACUCUUCCUUCAAAUCAUCCUGAUUUGGCUACUUCAUACAGUAAUAUCGGUUAUGCGUAUAACAAGUUUGGAGAAUAUUCAAAAGCGCUUUCAUUUUAUGAAAAAGCACUUGAAAUUCACGAAAAAACUCUUCCUUCAAAUCAUCCUGAUUUGGCUACUUCAUACAAUAACAUAGGUAGUGUGUAUAACCAGAUGGGAGAGUACUCAAAAGCACUUUUAUACUACGAAAAAGACGUAACAAUUUGUCAAAAUACUCUUCAUUCAAUUCACCCUUUAUUGGCUGCUUCGUACAAUAAUAUCGGUUAUGCGUAUAACAAGUUGGGAGAAUAUUCAAAAGCACUUUCAUUUUAUGAAAAAGCACUUGAAAUUCGAGAAAAAACUCUUCCUUCAAAUCAUCCUGAUUUGGCUACUUCAUACAGUAAUAUAGGUAGUGCGUAUGACAAGAUGGCAGAGUACUCGAAAGCACUUUCAUUCUACGAAAAAGCACUUAAAAUUUGGCAAAAAACUCUUCCUUCAAAUCAUCCUGAUAUCGGGCGGUCAUACAACAACAUCGGU
Adineta steineri is the source of this 2253-nucleotide messenger RNA. NCBI's taxonomy places the organism in Eukaryota, Metazoa, Rotifera, Eurotatoria, Adinetida, Adinetidae. The record is from the annotation of a GenBank genome assembly.